Molecule: messenger RNA, 3600 nt
Organism: Lethenteron reissneri (Far Eastern brook lamprey)
Lineage: Eukaryota; Metazoa; Chordata; Hyperoartia; Petromyzontiformes; Petromyzontidae
Product: mRNA decay activator protein ZFP36L2-like
Molecular function (GO): metal ion binding; mRNA binding
Source: RefSeq, a predicted model, not a curated record
GGGAGACGGAGCCGAUACCAGCAAAGCGGGGUUCGGGGGAGCGCUUCGUGUCUUUGUGGCGUUGCGAGCGACUCGUAGACUCUUGAACAAUUGCCCUCCCCCCGCCUCUGUGAAGCCCCCCGAUCCGGCUACCCGUACAUCUCCCGUAUUAUUUAUCAAGUUCGGAGCUGCUACUUUUGCUGCUAAACUACGUCGACUUCAACUGCUGCUGCUGUCUGUCCCGUGGCCCUUUGUGUCUGUGACUGGAGCGAUUUUUAGCUUUUUUUUUUGGGAGGGCACGGACAAGCUAGAGGAGAUCUGUUGUACUCCAGUUCGACAUUUAUCUUAUCGACUCGGGCGAGAAGGAACAAAACAACCCGCAACAGCAGCAGCAUCAUCAUGUCCACGGCUCUCGUGUACCCGUUCGGUGACAUCGGCGAUAUGUUCUUCAAAAACGACGUGAACAAGGACUUCGACUUCGAGUACCUGCCCGACAAGUACUCCAUGGACUCGUCGCCUACCCUGCAGUCUCCCUACCGCGGCUCCUCGGCUCUCAACCUCUCUCUGCUCGGCCACAACUCCCCUUCCUCCUCCUACUGCAACCCGCGGUCCGCACUCGGAGGCAGCAGCAGCAGCAACAGCAGCAGCAGCAACGGAGGAGGUCUGGGCGGUCUGGGGUGCCUGGGUCUGUCCGGCCUCGGGGACCUUUCCACGGCCUCUCACGGCUGCCGUGACCUGAGGUUCCGAGACCGAUCCUUCAGCGAGACCGGCGAUCGGGCCACAGCCCUUGGUCUCGGUCUGGGUCUCGGUCUGGGUCUCCACGGCUUCGGCUCUCUGCACAAAUCCAUGGGGGGCGGCGGUGGCGGCGGCAGCAACGACAGCAGCUGCGGCAGCAUCAACGGGCUCGUGGCGAGCUCCUCUUCCUGCUCGUCCUCGUCCUCCUCGUCCUCUUCAUCUCCCUGUGCAGCAGCAGCAGCCGCAGCCGCAGCAGCAGCCGCCUCGUCGCAGACCCAGAGCAGCAACUCGAGUCGCUACAAGACGGAGCUGUGCCGGCCCUUUCAGGAGAGCGGCACCUGCAAGUACGGCGACAAGUGCCAGUUCGCGCACGGGCAUCACGAGCUGCGCGGCUUGGUGCGCCACCCCAAGUACAAGACCGAGCUGUGCCGCACCUUCCACACCAUCGGCUUCUGCCCCUACGGGCCUCGCUGCCACUUCAUCCACAACGCCGAGGAGAACCGCCUCGCCGUAGCAGCAGCAGCAGCCGCAGCAGCCGCGGGCGGCUCUGGCUCCCACGGCUCUGGCUCCCACGGCUCCCACUCCAUGGGGCCGAGGCCUCGUCUCAGCCACAGUGUGAGCUUCGCCGGCUUCCCCAGCGGGGGGGUGGCGGGCGGUGGCCGUCGCUGCACGCGAUCCGACUCGCCGCCGACUCUGCUGGAGAGCCCCGCGUCUCUGACGCCACCUCCGGGCCUCCUGUUCGCGUCCGUGAGCGAGGAGGCGAUCCUGCAGCAGCUGUCGCCCCUCCCGGCGGGCACCAAAAACCCUUUCGUCUUCACCAACCACCGUGGCGUGCCCACGAUGAUGGGCAACGGCGGCAGCGGCGUGGCCCGCUCGCAGUCGCCCCUCGAUUCGCUGUCCGACCCCGACGCGGGGUACCUCAGUUCGGGGGGUUCCAGCGGAUGCGAGUCCCCGGGUCCCGACGGUUCGGGGAAGAGGCUGCCCAUCUUCAGCCGCCUGUCCAUCUCCGAGGACUGAGUGUCUCCUCCCCCCCCCCCCCACCCAGUACUCAUUCUCAGUAACAACAGCAGCAGCAGCAGACAUACGAUUUAUAGAGGAGGCAACAGAACACAGCAGCAGCAGCACCAUCAAGUAGUCGUUUCAUGAUGACGGUAGCAACGAUGAUUGCGCUCUUAUCCAUGGUGAUGAUGAUGAUGGUGUUGGGGGAAGAUACUGUUAAAUCGGUGCAUGUGGUGUUUUUAUGAUUAUUAUGUUUGGAUGAUGUUGAUGAUAGCGCACAGAUGUGACCUGCUUCCAAACGCACCAGCGCUUAAGAGGAGGAGGAGGAGGGGAGGGCGCUGAUGAGUUCGCGCCCGAGCGCCGGGCGUCUUCGGCGUUGUUUGUAGGAACGCGAUGGCGUUGUUGGCGAGUCUCUCUCUGCUCGUGUCGCCGUGCCUUAACCUAGCAGCAGCAGCAGCAGUGCCUUUGGCUUGGCCUGGCGUCAACCGGCUAGCCAAGCGGUGCCCACAACGGGUUUGUGAUCGUGGUGGUGGUGAUGAUGAUGUGCCUAUUGAGUCUAGCCAGGCGGCUUCAAUACGUUUUUUUUUACUCUGAACUAUGUAACGUGGCAGAACAAUGGCCGUUUAAAAAAAAAACAUUCUAGUAAUAACGAUCUGUGAAUGUGGUGGUGGUGGUGCAAAGAUUGUAUGUUUUUUUGCAAAUCUAUUGCCCCACUCGGAUGGGUUGAAACAAUUUGUUUCCUAAUUCGCUCUUGAUGAGUUCCCCCCCCCCCCAAUCCCCCACACUUUUCUAAUUAUCUAAUAAUUCAUUGUUUGUUUUAGCUAAACGAACUGCCUCAAUUUUUUUGUCGUUAUACGUGAAUUGUAGAGCCAUUGAUGAUAGCUGGUUGCAGAAUUAAUUUUGAUAACGCGUUCAAAUGAUUGUAAAAGCAUUCUUGUCUGUGCGUGGUUCGUCUGAGCGCGUGUGCGCGCGUGCGUACGUGCGAGAUAUUAAAAGUGCCACAUUUUAUUAUUAUCUCUGCUGAAAUUUGAAAAAAAAAGAAAAUGCACUCAAUUAAUUUUUGUUUUCUAAACUUGGGACAAACCGUGGCUUUUGUGUUUGUUGUUGCGCGGAGUAUAAAAUGUUAAGUGUUUUGAACAUUUAAACCCGGUGAUUUCAUUGCGAUUAGCUCUUGGUUCAUGCUCCUAAACUAUUUACCGUUAACUUAUUUAUUUAUCUAUCAUUUAUUCAUUUUGCUAAUUUUGUUUUUAUUUUUGUUAGUAUUUAUCGGAUAUGAUUCACGCAAAACUCGCGUAUUUUUUUUCUCUCUCCUUGUAUACGUUCAUUAAGUUAUGAUUAUUAUUUUUUGGUUUGAAUAUGAACUAGAAAGUACGGUUGGAAAGGAAGGGUGAUGGUGGUGGUGGUGAUUGGGGUUAGUGCCUUCGAUGUUGUAAUGAUGACUGUUUACGGAUCUGUGCGGUUAUAGAAAGUAGUUGCAACACAGGGGGUCCCCGAUAUUGUUUUUUUAUUUAAGAGAUACAUUGAACCUAAAAAGUAUAAAUUAGUACACCAAAAAAGCAGGCUUCGAGUAGCGAUAACCAAGUAUUAAACUGAUGUUGAAUUUGACUGUUAAAUAUAUAGAAAUGCAACAAGAUCAUUCCACAACUUAUUACACAACUUAACGCAUAUGUGUUUUAUUUUGUUCGACAUAAGAAAUGUACGUGGUGGUUUAAAAAAAAAACAUUAAAUUAUUCUAUGCAAAAAAAAACAAUUCUCUCUUAACUUUUGGAAAGUGGAAAUCUGUUUUUUUUUCUCUUCCCGAAGGUUGUGUUGCUACUUUGCGUUCACUACAGUUACGCUAAGUUCUUAUUUAUCAUCAGUGUUUCUUAAUAAAGUUUCUUAACAAAA